Molecule: messenger RNA, 2286 nt
Organism: Neurospora hispaniola
Lineage: Eukaryota; Fungi; Ascomycota; Sordariomycetes; Sordariales; Sordariaceae
Product: nucleotide-diphospho-sugar transferase
Exons: 1
Coding region: 293-1891 (532 amino acids)
Biological process (GO): mannan biosynthetic process
Cellular component (GO): Golgi apparatus
Molecular function (GO): alpha-1,2-mannosyltransferase activity
Source: RefSeq, a predicted model, not a curated record
CAACCAUACACACCACCAAGUCCAUCUUUCCAUCUGACGGCUGACGUCAUCCUUCUUUUUUUCUGCCACACCAAACUACCAUUGUCCAGACUCGUGUCAACCAACCACUGAAUCUUCCCAUUCCCUUCUUUGCUUGGCAGUCAGACGAUUAUCGGCCCACUCUUUUCUCCCACACCUAAACAUCUUUCCUCCCAAUUGACCGAGAUUACCCCGCCGUCACCUUUCGUCUCCUCAACACCACAAAAUUGGAAGCGCUACUCAAGCUUCGCGCUUGAAGUUUGCGGGUGUCACCAUGGUGAUCGGAAGCUCGCCCAACUUGAGCGGCCUCAAGUACAUUGGCCUGAUCCUCCCUCUCCUCUUCACUGUCAUCUACUUUUACCACCACCGCCCGGCCAUCCUCGCCGAAGAGUCGACACGCUUGCGACUCUUGCCUCACGAGCCCAAUGAUUUUUGGGUCGAGUUCUUUGCCCGUCUCGAGGCGGCCCGACCUCAUUCGCCACCCCUCACGUUCAAGGAAAAGGUAGACGCCUUGAACUGGGUACCCGACUUUGACCGUGCUCGCCCUGAGAUCUGGAAGCCAAAUCCCAAAGAGGUCAGUGAUUUGAGCAAGUCUCACGCUGCUUUCAUCAAGACACUCCCCGAUUUUGCGCACCACCUCCCCUACGAUGCCGACACGACCGGUAUCGUGACAACAGCCGGCAAGGGCAACUUUGGUCAAGUCAUCACUCUGCUCGUGAUGACGCGCCAAUCCGGCUCCAAGCUUCCCAUUCAGAUCGUCAUCGACUCAUCCUCCGUUUGGAUUGACAACCUCUGCGCAAACCUCGUUCCGCAUUACAACGCGGCCUGUAUCUACCUCGAGGAUAUCUGGGCACAUCUGAACCCUCGUCCGCCCAAGUUCGAUCGCUUCCAGUGGAAAUUUCUCGCCAUGGUCACCUCCACUUUUCAGAACAUCCUCUUCCUCGACGCGGAUAUCAUCAUAGCGAACAACCCUGACAAGAUCUUUGCUCCGGGCGCCGAGCCCUUCCAGUCUACGGGAUUCAUUGCUUGGCCCGACUUUUGGGUCCCCUCCGGCUCCAAGUACUUCUAUCAAAUUGCCGGCAGCAUUCCCGUCCCGCAACUCACCGACCGUGCGAGCUCCGAAAGCGGCAUGAUCGUCCUCGACAAAGCUCGGCACGCCGACACCCUCCUCCUCGCGUCGUAUUACAACUACCACGGCCCGACGCACUACAUGGCCAUACUCUCGCAGCACGGACCGGGAGAGGGCGACAAGGAGACCUUCCUCCAAGCGGCGUAUGUCCUCCAAGAGCUCGCCAAGAGGCCCGUUGAACACGGCGGCUACUCCCCGCCCAUGGAAUGGACCAAGCUCCCCUCCGCCCAAGGUCAAAAGAAGGGGUUCUAUGACGUCAAGAAAAUGCCAAAAGCCCACGGUCGCAGCGCCAACGGCAAAUGGCGCGGCAUGUUCAUGAAGCAGAUGGAUCCCGUCGAAGACUGGCGCGCGUUGCAACAAGCUGCCAAAGAAGCAAAGCAUCCCGCUCCCGCCGAUACCCAUUCUCCUUAUCUGUUUGACUCAUCGUGGCUGUCGACAGUGGGUAACCUCACGUUGAAGCAGGACGAGAAGAAAAUCAUGUUCUUCCACCACAAUGGCGUCAAACCGGAUUUCUCGGACGUGGUCAACAGUAAAACGGGACUGGUGGAGAUGGACAAGAAGACGGGCAAGCUUUUGCGCAUGUGGGGAGAUCCAAAGUGGAUUAUUGAGACGACGGGUAAGGAUCUGGAAAAGGUAUUGUGGUUGAGUACCAUGGAGGUGUGGUGUCGCUUGGAUGAGGACGAGUUCGAUGAUGUCUGUGGGAGGAUGUCGGAGAUAUAUGAGGCGGUUUAUGCUGAGAAGUGAUUUUGCGAGUAGUGUAAGCGAGAGACAAGCGAGCGAGACAUGUUGCAUGGAGGCUUCCCUUGGUUGGAAGACCCAGGGCGGGAUGGCGUUUGUGGCUGGAUGGGCUGAAACAGGUUGCCAAGGACGUGGUCGGUGUCACCUUUCAGUGUAGUCACUGGCCGCUUGCGAUUUAUUGCUUUCAAAAUCUCGGCGAGGACUUUCUGUGUCGAGCUUGCUCACAGAAGGUAUUCGCAUUGUGCAUGGCCAGGUGGACGAGUACAUGUUUAUAAGUGUUCCCUUUGCUGUGUUCACGGAGUUCGGCGUAGCGGGCAACCCACACUUCGGUAAACAUUGAGAUCCAACGGAGUUCACAGGUAGAUACCUUUAGAUACAAAAUAUGAGAAUGAUAAUGUGUA